AUGGCAGAGCUUGGGCUCUGCGUCAAUGAGGAGGGCAAGGAGCGACACCUGGUAGACGGGGCUCUCGCGUUGCUGGAAGAGAAGCACGCGAGCUGGGAAGAGCUAGAGGAAGCCUUCGGCGUGUUCGACUGCGAUGGCGACGGAUUCAUAAGCCCCAUGGAGCUACACAAUGUGAUGGCAAGGUUAGGUUUGCAACAGGACGCUAGCCACGAGGAGUGCGAGAGAAUGCUCCACGUUUUCGACAAAGACGGCGAUGGAGUGAUCGACUUCGAAGAGUUCAAAGUCAUGAUGCAAGGAGCUGUCUGA
Molecule: messenger RNA, 306 nt
Organism: Oryza brachyantha (malo sina)
Lineage: Eukaryota; Viridiplantae; Streptophyta; Magnoliopsida; Poales; Poaceae
Product: calmodulin-like protein 2
Exons: 1
Coding region: 1-306 (101 amino acids)
Molecular function (GO): calcium ion binding
Source: RefSeq, a predicted model, not a curated record